AUGCGGAAAGGGUCCAACCUGGAGAAGCGGGUUGGAGAUGGGUUACACUGUGAUGUGUCCCUGACCCUCUCUCUCUCUCUCACAGGUUUUUACGACGUCAGUGACAGCAUGUCAUGCUCCCCCUCGAACUCCUAUACGUCCGUGUACAGUGAGUGUCCAUCCAGCUCGCGGUGGAGCAUGCAGUCCCUCUCUCAGCUUCCCCGGCCGAAUGGCCACUGGAACAGACCCCGCUCGACUGACGACGCCGCGAUCUGUUUCGGGGACCUCCGGUCGCAGAGGCUGCUGCUGAGCGGCCGGGACGUGCACGCAGGAGAGGCCGGCGGGGCUGUCAGGAGGUGCAGGGUCUCGCAGAGGCCGGUCUCGACAGGAGACCUGAUCCCUCUUCGUCGUUCCCUGAGCACUGACCCAGGCAGAGGCCCUUCACCCUCGAGCCUGGGCUGCUGGCUGCCUCCAGGGCCCCCUGACCGCAAGUACCGCUGCGACCUUGUCUCCCAUCAUGGCGCCGAGGUCUACCACUACCCGAGCCCGCUGCACGCCGUGGCCCUGCAGAGCCCCCUGUUUGUGGCCUGCUCAGCCCGGGCCUACCCUGUGUGCCUGCCGCCCCCCAGGGAAGCGGGGCCCGGAGCCGCGGGCGAAAGGUUGCCCGAGGCCCCCGAGGCGACCCGGGGUCGGCUGGACAAGUACAUCUCGGGCCUGGUGCUGCGUUCCCGGUGCAGGCCUCCCACCGGCCGCUCCGAGCUGGCCUGCCGGGCCAAGAGCCUGAGCCUGUCGUCCGUCUACAGCCAGAGCUCCUCGGCCUCGGGUGGGGCGCUGGCCGGUCCCUCUCCCGCCGCCGUCGUCGGGGGCUGGAAGCUGCGCCGGAGGAUCUCCACCUGCUGCCCGGCAUCUGACAGGGUGCCCUGCUCCCCGGGAGAGGCCAAGGCGCCCGGGGCCUACUCAGAUACAGGCCGUCUCCCUCCGGGCCUGGGCCUCUCCUGCUCUCCUCCUCCCUCUGAAGCCCCUCUCUACCGGGGGAGGCACCUGCACCGGGAGCUGGUCAAGUGCCCAGCGCCGCCAGCCGACCCCUGGGACCCGAGGCCCAGCAGGGAUUCGGCCACCCGUUCCCUCUCCGAGGCCAACCUCGAAUCGGCCUCCAGGCCCAAAGCCACGUCGUCGUCGUCGCCGCCGCCGCCCGGCUCCAGCGGAUCGAGGCCCACCCGUGGGAGGCAGAGGAAGUGGGCCUCGGUGCUGGAAAUUGGCAGCCUGCCCGGGCGGUGCGGGCCCAGGAAGCCCGGCCUCCUGAGCCAGGCCCAGGCUUUCCUCAGCCGUCGGCAAUGGCGGGCCUUCCCCGGUGACCCAGCCGCCUCGCGGCUGAGCCGGGAGGAUCUAGGGGCUGGGCCGUGCCCGGGGGAGGGUGAGGGCGAGGGCGAGGGCCGGGUCCCCAGAGCCAUCGAGACCUUCCCCAGACUCACCGCCACCUCGGAGUCUCGCUUCCACCGCUCCAAGUCCUUCAAGGAGCUGAGGAAGAAAGUCCAGCUGUCUAUCCGGCCUUGGUCCCUUAAGGUGAACAGCUCCUCCAAAUGAUCCCCGACACAGGGGGCUGGGGUGGGGUGAGGUCUGACCACCACACCACCACCACCACCACCACUCCCCACCUCCCCCCCCCCCCCCCGCCCCCCCACUCCGGGUUGUAUGGGGUGAGAUCUACCCCAUCCCAGUUGGGGGAUGGGUGAGAUCUGUCCCCUCAAUUUGUUGGUGGGGUGGUGGGGGCGGUUGCUGGGAUGAUAUCUGACAACCUCCCCCUGUGCCAUGCUUCCCCUCACCCCAAACCCAUGCUGGGUUGUAUGGGGUGGGCAACGAUGUGUGAUCUACCCCAUCCCACAGGGUUGGGAGGGGGGUCUGGGGGAGAUCUGUCCCCAGUUGUUGGAGGGUGGGUGUGAUUUGUCCCCUCAAUUGGUUGGGGGGAGGGCAGCUGGGUGAGAUCUGCCCCAUUCCCAGUUGUUUGGGGGAUGUCGGGGGUGAGGGGGUGAGAUCUGCCCCAUUCCCAGUUGU
Molecule: messenger RNA, 2031 nt
Organism: Rhincodon typus (whale shark)
Lineage: Eukaryota; Metazoa; Chordata; Chondrichthyes; Orectolobiformes; Rhincodontidae
Product: dapper homolog 1-like
Exons: 2
Coding region: 1-1563 (520 amino acids)
Biological process (GO): negative regulation of nodal signaling pathway
Cellular component (GO): cytoplasm
Source: RefSeq, a predicted model, not a curated record